Messenger RNA from Betta splendens (Siamese fighting fish), 1588 nucleotides. RefSeq names its product argininosuccinate synthase 1 (gene ass1). Gene Ontology annotation, biological process: urea cycle; L-arginine biosynthetic process. The record is from RefSeq and is a predicted model, not a curated record. Gene Ontology annotation, cellular component: cytoplasm. The transcript is spliced from 15 exons. Lineage: Eukaryota; Metazoa; Chordata; Actinopteri; Anabantiformes; Osphronemidae. Gene Ontology annotation, molecular function: ATP binding; argininosuccinate synthase activity. The coding region runs from base 173 to 1411 and encodes 412 amino acids.
CUGCUGAUGACGCAACGUCAGCCGAACCAGUCAGGCGGCGGCAGCGGCAGCCUCGCGCCUCGUGGAUAAAAAGGCCGAGCACGCUGCUCCCCGUCCUCCUCGACCGAGAACCCGGCCGCGUCUCUCGCUGCCUCUGCGGCCACGAAGAGUCCGACUCUCGACAAACCUCAUCAUGUCUAAGGGAACUGUGGUGCUCGCCUACAGCGGUGGACUGGACACGUCCUGCAUCCUGGUGUGGUUGAAGGAACAGGGCUACACUGUCAUCGCAUACUUGGCCAACAUUGGGCAAAAGGAAGAUUUCGAAGCGGCUCGGAAAAAGGCCGAAAGCCUCGGAGCAGUGAAGGUUUUCAUUGAAGACAUACGUGCUGAGUUCGUGCAGGACUUCAUCUGGCCCGCAAUUCAAGCCAACGCCGUCUACGAGGACCGAUACCUGCUGGGAACCGCCAUCGCUCGGCCCUGUAUCGCUCGCCGGCAGGUCGAGAUCGCGCGGCGGGAGGGCGCCCAGUUCGUCGCCCACGGCGCCACUGGAAAGGGAAAUGACCAGGUGCGCUUUGAGCUGUCGUCCUACGCUCUCUACCCUGAGGUCAAGGUCCUGGCACCGUGGAGGAUCCCCGAGUUUUUCAACCGCUUCAAGGGAAGAAAAGACCUGUUGGACUUUGCAGCGAAAAAUGGCAUCCCUGUGCCCGUCACUCCCAAGGCCCCCUGGAGCAUCGACGCGAACCUCAUGCACACGAGCUACGAGUCCGGCAUCCUCGAGGAUCCCAAGUGCCGUGCUCCGGCUGACCUGUACGUCAUGACCAGGAACCCUGAAGAUGCUCCCAACACCCCCGAUGUGCUGGAGGUGGAGUACAAAAACGGAGUGCCUGUGAAGGUGACCAAUGUGAAUGAGGGCAAAUCCAAGGUGACACCCCUAGAAAUCUUCUCAUACGUCUCUGAUAUUGGAGCAAAACAUGGCGUGGGCCGAAUUGACAUUGUUGAGAACCGUUUUAUUGGAAUGAAGUCCCGAGGGAUUUAUGAAACUCCAGGAGCCCACAUCCUGUUCAAUGCCCAUCUGGACAUCGAGCUCUUUACCAUGGAUAAAGAGGUGCGUCGCAUCAAACAGGGACUGGGCAUCAGGUUCUCUGAACUGGUCUACAACGGUUUUUGGUACAGCCCCGAGUGCGACUUUGUGCGGGCCUGCAUCGCCAUGUCCCAGGCCAAUGUGGAGGGCAAAGUAGAGCUGUCGAUCUUCAAGGGGCAGGUCAACAUCCUGGGACGCUCGUCACCCAAGUCCCUGUACAACGAAGAGCUGGUCAGCAUGGACGUUCAGGGCGACUACGAUCCAUGUGAUGCCACUGGAUUCAUUAGGAUCAACGCAGUCAGGCUGAGGGAGCACCAUCGUCUGCAGGGACUCUCCAGCAAAAAGAACUGAUUCCAGCUCCAGCUUAUCUCCAGCUUACAGUGAGCUAUGUUUCUGUGUUGUACCUUUGGCCUUAGAUUUUAACGCAGAAUGUGGCUUUUUGAAAAAUGUUAAUGUAAUAACAUGCAUUCCUUACCCAUUGUAAGUAAGCUGGGAUAGAAAAAAUAAAACUAUAGCCAAUUAAUUGUA